Triplophysa rosa is the source of this 1130-nucleotide messenger RNA. RefSeq names its product matrilin 3a (gene matn3a). Lineage: Eukaryota; Metazoa; Chordata; Actinopteri; Cypriniformes; Nemacheilidae. The transcript has 6 exons. The record is from RefSeq and is a predicted model, not a curated record. Bases 1 to 1011 code for a protein of 336 amino acids.
AUGAAGUCCUUUGGGAGUUUGGUUUAUUGCUUCUCUCUUCUGCUGGUGGAUCUUGCUCGAUCCUACGACCCUCACGAUCCAUCAGACAUCUUAGCCCAAAGUUAUGCACAGAGGAGAAAUAAUGCCCUGCCACACCGGACGCUGAACCCAGCAGAAACAGACUCCCAAUGUAGAAGCCGUCCGUUGGACCUGGUCUUCAUCAUCGACAGCUCCCGUAGCGUGCGUCCAGGUGAGUUUGAGAAGGUCAAGAUCUUCCUUGCAGACAUGGUUGACACUCUUGAUGUCGGUCAAGAUGCCACACGUGUCGCUGUGGUUAACUACGCCAGCACGGUCAAAAUCGAGUUCCUGCUGAAGAACCAUUUCACGAAGGACUCUAUAAAGCAAGCCAUCAACCGCAUCGGCCCCUUGGCAGCGGGAACCAUGACAGGUAUGGCCAUCAAGAAAGCCAUGGAUGAAGCCUUUACGGAUAAGUCAGGAGCGCGGCCGAAAUCCAAGAACAUUUCAAAGGUCGCCAUUGUCGUCACCGAUGGCCGUCCUCAAGACCAGGUGGAAGAGGUGUCGGCUGCCGCACGGGCUUCGGGGAUUGAGAUUUAUGCGGUUGGAGUGGACAGGGCUGAUAUGCGCUCGCUGAACCUCAUGGCCAGCAACCCUCUUGAGGACCAUGUGUUCUACGUGGAGACCUAUGGGGUGAUCGAGAAGCUCACCUCGAAGUUCCGGGAGACGCUGUGCGGUAUGGACUCCUGUGCUAUGGGACAUGAUUGUGAACACAUAUGUGUCAGCAGUGGCCCCUCCUUUUACUGCAAGUGUCGGAAUGGCUUUAUUUUGAACGAAGACCAGAAAACAUGUUCCUUGAAACAGGUGAAGGUGGAGAUCAUUCAGGAUCCCUGCAUGUGUGAGGCUAGACUGGCUUUCCAGAGACAAACACAAACCUCCAUUCAGGACCUCAACGCCAAACUCGCUGCUGUGACAAGAAAGAUGGAGCAAAUGCAGAACAUGCUGGGGCGAAUGUAACGGAGCAUUUUUGGGUCAAUGUCCUGAGAGCUUUCAGCAGACCUACCUGAGACUCGGACAGGACAACUUCAGUUUCAUUUGCACAGAGGCUGAUGUUUAAAUGAUGCUUCUGAAUUUUG